Messenger RNA from Nicrophorus vespilloides, 740 nucleotides. RefSeq names its product adult-specific cuticular protein ACP-22-like (gene CPR18). The transcript is spliced from 3 exons. The record is from RefSeq and is a predicted model, not a curated record. Lineage: Eukaryota; Metazoa; Arthropoda; Insecta; Coleoptera; Silphidae. Bases 261 to 731 code for a protein of 156 amino acids. Gene Ontology annotation, cellular component: extracellular matrix.
UCUCGAUUCGGGUCGCACGUUAGUUGCAUGAUUAUAUAAAACACGUCCAAUUAGAACUCGAAUUAGCAUUUAUAUAAAUAUUUGCGAACGUAUGCGAAUUCAUAAUAUAUUAUCGGUUCGAAACUUUCAUAAAAAUUCACCACCGAUCGAGAGUAUAAAAGGGAAUUUCGCUGAAAAGCUGUUAUCAGUUAGCAUUCGCUUCCAACCACCUCAACAACUACAACUACUACUACUACAUCCAGAUUAGUAUCACCUCCAGUAUGCAGCCCAUCAUUAUUUUGGCGGUUUUCAUUGCCUUGGCGGCAGCUGUUCCCCAGUACGGACAUGGCGGUGAAGGCGGCGGUGGCGGACACGGCGGUGGACACGGUGUGAGCAUCCAUCAUAACGUGGGAGGCGGCGGCGGUCACCAUGGAGGUGGUGGAGGAGGAGGAGGAGGAGGCGGCGGUGGUCAUGGACACGGACACGCCACUUCCUACGCCAACCAGGAGCGUCACGACGGCAAGGACGAAGAAGUCCAUUUCAAGGCGCAUCCCCAAUACCAUUACGGAUUCAAGGUAGCCGAUGAUAAACACCACGACUUCAAGAGCAAGCACGAGGAACGCGACGGAUACAAAGUAAAGGGAUCCUACAGUUUGGUGGAACCUGACGGUAAGACCGUGCGUCGCGUCGACUACACCUCCGACAAGAAGUUGGGCUUCCAGGCCAAGGUUUCCUAUCAGCAUCACCAUUGAUCCGCUCCA